Molecule: messenger RNA, 2217 nt
Organism: Myripristis murdjan (pinecone soldierfish)
Lineage: Eukaryota; Metazoa; Chordata; Actinopteri; Holocentriformes; Holocentridae
Exons: 16
Coding region: 1-2217 (738 amino acids)
Source: RefSeq, a predicted model, not a curated record
AUGCCCCGUGCCAAGUCCCACCGGCGGGCCCAGGCCCUGAAGCAGAGGAUGGCGCAGCCGCUGCCAUGGAUCCCCCAGCCGCCUGUCCCCGAGUUCGUCGCUCGGCGCGGUACAGGGUACCGCCAUCGCGUGCGGAGAUGGCCGACUUCGAAGCUGACCCAGCGCAGCUUCAAGUUGGUCACUCCUGCCCUGCAGCCGGACCAGAAGAUGGUGUUCGUCGUGGGAGACUCCCACCUGCGGGCCCUGGUGGAUGGGAUCGUCGCGAUGCCGGAGGUACCUCUGUGUUUUUCUUUUCUCUCUGUUCCAGGUGCGCAUGCAGCAGAGCUGAGGACGGAGGUGUCCCACGCCGCUCUCCCCUGGACCCCGGACGUGGUGUGUGUGCUCGCCCCGAGCAACAACCUGACAGCCAGCAGGAACAUCGGAGAGGCGUCGCUGGACUUCGGUGCUCUCCUGGCUACAGUUUGCAACCGCUGGGCGAAGGUGUUCGUGCUGGACUUCCCUCCACGCCUGAACAUCGAGCCUGGCCUGCAGGAGCUGUUCCGCCAGGAGUACCGCCGUGUCGCAGCACGCAUGGGUCUCCCAUACGUGUCUGUGGCAGAGCACCUCCCUCUGGACCGUUUGGAGCUGUGGAGCCGUGACGGUGUGCACCUCAGCGACAGCGAUGGAACGCCGAUCCUCGUCCAGGCCCUGUGGGACGCCGCGGUCCGCCAGCUGACUCCUCCUCCUCCUCCUCCUCCCUCGGUGCCCCCCCGGACAUCGCCUCGUGCCAGGGUCUCCCCCGUGCUGGUUGUGACUGGACACAGCCCCGCGCCCCGUCACCGUGACCCACUGGAGUGGACUGUCGUCGGACAGGAGGGCAAGAUUCGAGCAUCUCCGGUGCAAGAGUCUGUCCUCCCGUCCAACCCCGUCUGGUUCAGCGGCGACAUCCUGGAUGCCAUGGAGAGGGUUUCGCCAUCCUCGGACAGCGACGUCACUGCCCUUCUGCCAGCUGGCCAGACUUCCCGUGUGAGGCGUUCGCCGAAAGGUGUUGCCACAAGGCGUAGAGGAGGAAAGCGGCAGGUGCUGGCAACACCUUCACCUGCCCGUGUCACCGUGCCUGCCUCCGGGCCCAGACCAGCGGUGCAGCAGGUGGAGUCGUCCAGCGUGGUGCCAGGGGUGGUCGUCGUCCGGGAGGAGCUCGCCGCAGCGUGCCCGGCCGUCCCGGAGGUGCCGGCGAGACCUUCACCAGCCCGUGGGACCGUGUCCGCCUCCGCGCCCAGACCAGCGGUGCAGCAGGUGGAGGCGACAGCCCAGGAGUCGGCCAGCGAGGUGCCGGGAGUGGUCGCCGGUCAGGAGGAGGUCGCCGCAGCGGGCCCUGCCGUCCCAGAGGAGCGACAGAAGAUCUUCAAAGCUAAGGCUGUUUUUGUUCCUUCUAUUUGUCUGGAAUUAGACGGACAGGUGUUUAGGUUCGGUUUUGGUGACACGGUGUUAGGCGAAGUAGGCGUGACCGAAGGUGAAUACAUCGAUUUCGGUGUAUUCAUCAGCUUGCGUAAUGGACUGGAGAGAAUCUUCAGUCAAUACACCACAUGUCUUUUGACAAUGUGCGGAAACACCACUGCCAUCGUGCGUGAGGGUGGACGGUUCGCUGUGGUCGACAGUCACUCACGCAGUAACACUGGCUUGUUGCACCACAACGGUACAAGCGUGGUUCUGCAUUUCGCAUGUCUCGACGACCUGCACCACUACAUCUGUCGUUUGGCCGACAGUCUCCGUUCGAGGGAGAAGCUCUUUGAGCUGUGUGGUGUGACGGUCAGCACAGGUGCAAGUCCAGCGCGGUCUGGUGUGUCUGUGGAGAGUCUCGUCACUGGGAUGAGCGCUGCUCCAGCACCAGACGAGGUGAGCAGCGGUUCAGCGGCAGAACAAACAGUGGCUGAUGGCAGAAAGCGCGUCAUUUCUUCCGACACUUGUAUGUCGAAGAAAUCCAAGAGUUUCGAUGUCCGAGAGGUCAAUUUGGACGUCGAAUUUGUUAACGAGGAAGCGGAACGCCUAGAAGGUUUAGAGGAGAUGAGGCAGCAGCGGGAAGGUGAGAUAGCUGAGGAGCAGCUAGUUGAAUCGCUGGUGAAUGUGCCGGACUUGAUUGUUGGUGGCAGACAGGGGAGCUUCCUGGUUGAAGAUGCUACUGUGGUGCGGCGUCCCAAACUUCCCUACCUCCCAAGUGAUGAUGAUGUCGCCUUGUAG